This is a messenger RNA of Portunus trituberculatus (swimming crab), 1284 nucleotides long. RefSeq lists its product as uncharacterized. The transcript is spliced from 7 exons. Lineage: Eukaryota; Metazoa; Arthropoda; Malacostraca; Decapoda; Portunidae. The record is from RefSeq and is a predicted model, not a curated record. The coding region runs from base 737 to 1222 and encodes 161 amino acids.
UGCUAUGUUUGUAAAGUUAAGUUUUUUUUAUGUUUCGUUUUAUUUUCUCCCUUAUCGUCUUAAUUAUUGUUAUUGUUUAUUACAUUUUCAUCCGUUGUGUUUUUAAUAGGCUGUUGCAUCCUAAUAGUUGAUGUGUAUAAUAAGUGAGGCCUUGUAGUUUAUUUCUUAGUGUAUUUAAGAUUACAUUAUUAAUUCAGAUAACGAUUCAUAAGGAUUACUAUUUUAUUUGUUAUUGAAGUCGAGAUAAUGCAGAUAUUCAUUUGACUAUUUCCCCUCUUUCAUUAUUUCAGUUGUUGAAAGGAGUGCAUAGUGCAUUGUAUUACUUUAAAAUUUGCUAUAUUAAUUAAAAUGAUACUUAAUUCUACUACCAUUAUAUCAUGAAAUUCCCCCAUUUAAUAUUACAUAGUGUCUCGUUUAACUUUUCCUUUCGUGUUUUGUUACGUAAAAAUUAAAUAGACGCUUUAGUAAAUUACAAAAUAAAUAAUGAUCUUCAAUAUUAAUCGAAGUAUUAUAUCAUAAACAUUUAUUAUUUAAAACCACCGAAAUUUAAUUAGUUUUUAAAGUUUUGAAUUGACUUUUUCCCGCUAUUUUGUUCAGUUGCCAUCUCUCUCCAGUGUACCUUCCUCUGUGGCUCGGGUGGGUUGUACGUUUGUGUGUGUUGUAAACUGUGGGUGUGUGUGGCGUUUUUGAAGAAUUUAAGCCUGACAACGUACACCGUAUAUUCACCUGAGGACACAUGCUGGCCAGGAUUGUACCCGCCCUGCUGCUGCUGCUGGCGUGGGCGUCUGUACCAAGCGCCGCCCGCCCACAGCAUAUCUUCAACCCACGCCCGCCCACGGCAUCAGAUUUGGGGCUACAGAGAGUCCACCUUCGCCCCAAUGUGAAGGAGGGCACGGCAACAGGCACGGGCGACUACAGUGACGCAGUGUAUGCCGCUACUCUUGCUAAGGAACUCACGAGGCUGGAGGCAAGCAAGAAAAAUGUUUAUGUGGACUUUAUUUCCUCCCUCUACAUGAAUCCCGAAGUGGCCAGCGGAUUCCCCCCUGACCUGCAGCGCCUGUCGAGGGGGGCGCCGUCCCCUGCUGGUCCUGUCAGGGUCAUCACCUCUUCCUCCUCCUCUUCCUUCGGCCCCCUGCCCCCCGCCUCCUUCCCCGGCCACCCUCACCCAGGGUUUGCACCGGGCCAUCGCUUCCCCUUCCGCCGCUCCACCAGCAGGAGAUAAGAGAGAGAGAGAGAGAGAGAGAGAGAGAGAGAGAGAGAGAGAGAGAGAGAGAGAGAGAGAGA